This is a messenger RNA of Impatiens glandulifera, 2182 nucleotides long. Its product is annotated as 2-isopropylmalate synthase A-like. NCBI's taxonomy places the organism in Eukaryota, Viridiplantae, Streptophyta, Magnoliopsida, Ericales, Balsaminaceae. Gene Ontology annotation, biological process: L-leucine biosynthetic process. Bases 27 to 1901 code for a protein of 624 amino acids. The transcript has 10 exons. Gene Ontology annotation, molecular function: 2-isopropylmalate synthase activity. The record is from RefSeq and is a predicted model, not a curated record. Gene Ontology annotation, cellular component: chloroplast.
UACAGACAAUCUUCUUCUCUCUGGAAAUGGCAUCCAUAUCUCUUAUGACCAGUCCAAACUUCACUCCGACGACUUGCUCCGACGCCAUUUCUCUCAGCCGGAACAAUCCAAGUCGCUCUGUUCUCUGUUUCAGGUUCAAAACCCAUAACCCAUCAUUUCUCCUCCAAAAAUCUCCAUUCACCGCCGCCAUCUCCUGUUCAGCAGCCAGCCGUAGCAAUGGAAGUCGACCGGAAUACAUACCCAACAAAAUUUCCGAUCCAAACUAUGUCCGGAUAUUCGACACCACCCUCCGCGACGGCGAACAGUCGCCUGGCGCCACCAUGACAAGCAAGGAAAAACUAGAUAUUGCCCGUCAGCUUGCAAAGCUAGGUGUUGAUAUCAUAGAGGCUGGUUUCCCUGCAGCUUCAAAAGACGACCUUGAAGCAGUGAAAUCCAUAGCUAAAGAAGUUGGAAACACAAUUGAUGAAAAUGGGUACGUUCCAGUCAUCUGUGGCCUGGCUAGAUGCAACAAGAAAGAUAUAGACGCUUCGUGGGAGGCUGUUAAAUAUGCGAAAAGGCCUCGAAUUCACACGUUCAUUGCCACUAGCGAAAUCCAUAUGAAGUACAAGCUGAAGAAAACGAAAGAAGAGGUAAUUGAGAUAGCUCGAAGUAUGGUUAGUUAUGCUAGGAGUUUGGGUUGUGAUGAUGUUGAAUUCAGCCCUGAAGAUGCUGGAAGGUCUGAUAGGGAGUUUCUAUAUCAGAUUCUUCGCGAAGUAAUCAAAGCAGGGGCGACGACACUAAACAUUCCGGAUACAGUUGGCUAUACAUUGCCUUCUGAAUUUGGACAAUUGAUUGCUGAUAUAAAAUCCAACACUGUUGGAAUAGAAAAUGUGAUCAUUUCCACACAUUGUCAGAAUGAUUUGGGUCUUUCGACUGCCAACACUUUGGCUGGAGGCUUUGCAGGUGCGAGACAAUUGGAAGUGACGAUAAAUGGUAUUGGUGAAAGAGCUGGAAAUGCUUCUUUGGAGGAGGUCGUUAUGGCGAUUAAAUGUCGUGGAGAGCAAAUCUUGGGAGGUCUUUAUACAGGGAUCAAUGCACAACAUAUUGUUAUGACAAGCAAGAUGGUUGAAGAGUAUAGUGGUUUACAAGUCCAGCCACACAAGGCUAUAGUUGGGGCUAAUGCUUUUGCACAUGAAAGUGGUAUUCAUCAAGAUGGAAUGCUUAAACACAAAAACACAUAUGAGAUUAUAUCUCCCGAGGAUAUUGGUCUUAACAGGUCUAAUGAAUCUGGUAUUGUCCUUGGAAAACUCAGUGGGCGGCAUGCAUUCAAGUCUCGAUUGUCCGAGCUUGGGUAUACUAUUGAUGGUAAAGAACUGGAUGAUCUCUUUUGGCGUUUCAAAGAUGUAGCCGAAAAGAAGAAGGUUAUAACCGACGAUGAUCUGAUGGCGUUAGUGUCGGAUGUAGUUUUCCAGCCAGAAGUUGUGUGGAAACUCGGAGAUGUUCAGGUUACAUGUGGAACCCUAGGUCUUCCUAUGGCAACCGUGAGACUGAUUGAUGCAAAAGGAGAUGAACAUAUUGUCUGUGCAAAUGGAACCGGUCCUGUCGAUUCAGCCUACAAAGCAGUUGAUCUGAUAGUAAAGAAACCUGUAACACUUUUGGAGUACUCAAUGAAUGCUGUCACAGAGGGAAUCGAUGCUAUAGCUACCACUAGAGUCAUGAUUCGAGAAGAAAAUGUCCAAAACGUUACUACACGUGCUACUGGGGAAACUUUGAAUCGUACUUUCAGUGGAACUGGAGCAGGAAUGGAUAUUGUUGUGUCCAGUGUUCGAGCUUAUGUCAAUGCUUUGAACAAGAUGUUGGGUUUCAAUAGCAGUAGUAUUGACAGGAAAGUUGGUGCAGAAGCUUCUCAGCGUUCGACCUAACGAUAGAUAAAGAUCUCGAUUUCUUGGUGUAAACUUGUGGUAUCAAUUUCCAUUUGUCUAUAUAAACUUGUUUUUCAGUACAAAUCCAAUAACCCAUAAUGGGUUAUUGCUUUUGUGGCAAUAAGAUGUUGUCAUGUCCUGUUUUUUUAGGUUGUUUUUAAACUGAAAUUUAAUGUAAUUGUCCAUGGGUAUUUAUUAGACUUGUUGUUGUUGUGAUUAAUAACGAUUUGGGCAUGAAAAUGGCUUCAAAGAUUAUUAUGAGUGCUAUUUGUUUUGGCUUC